GCUAGGAUCAUCUUUUCAUUUAAAGGCUCUCUGCUUAUCCGCACGUGUGUCGUUUAUAUACUCGGUUAACCCGAAGAUUUGGAUCAGAAGUGAGCAGAAGGAUGGCGAGUGAGGACGUGGAGCGGCUGUUGAUCCAGUUUCAGGAUGAGAACGGGGAUGUUCUGGGUUCACCUUUUGACGUGCCUUUAGACAUCACUCAAGACAAACUACAACUUGUCUGCAAUGCGUUGCUGCAGAAGGAAGAGCCGGUGCCGCUGGCGUUUUUUGUGCGUGGAGAGGCAGAGGUGGUGUCCACCCUGCGAUCUUGUGUUAAGGCUCUUGGAGUCGAGACGGAACAAGUUCUGCCCGUGGUGUACCAACCUGAGGCUGUGUUCAAGGUCCGGGCCGUGACCCGCUGUACCAGCACCCUGCAGGGACACACCGAGGCGGUCAUUUCCACCGCCUUCAGCCCCACUGGCAAAUAUCUGGCCAGCGGUUCCGGUGACACCACCGUGCGAUUUUGGGACUUGACAACCGAGACGCCCCUCUACACUGCCAGAGGACACACACACUGGGUGCUGACUAUCGCCUGGUCGCCUGAUGGGAAGAAGCUGGCUUCAGGGUGUAAGAACAGCCAGAUCUUUCUGUGGGAUCCAGCGACAGGCACUCAGAUUGGGAAGACGUUGACGGGACACACCAAGUGGAUCACGUGGCUCUGCUGGGAACCUCUUCAUCUUAACCCAGAGUGUCGCUACUUGGCGAGCAGUUCUAAGGACGGCUCUCUGCGCAUCUGGGACACGGUCCUGGGACACUGUGAGAAGAUUUUGACGGGACACACUCAGUCUGUCACCUGUGUGAAGUGGGGAGGAGACGGACUUCUCUACACGUCCUCCCAGGACCGCACAGUCAAAGUGUGGAGAGCGAAAGAUGGUGUCCAGUGCAGGACUCUGCAGGGCCACGCCCACUGGGUGAACACCCUUGCUCUCAGCACAGACUACGUCCUGCGCACUGGAGCUUUCGAACCUGCUAAUGCAACCAUAAACCUGCAGGAUCUCACUGGGUCUUUGGAUGAGUUGAAGGAGAGAGCGCUGCAAAGAUACAAUAAAGUGAGAGGUUCAGCUCCAGAGCGCUUGGUGUCCGGCUCAGACGAUUUCACCUUAUUCAUGUGGGAUCCUGCAAACGAGAAGAAACCGUUGGCCAGGAUGACGGGCCACAGCGCUCUGGUCAACGAAGUGCUCUUCUCCCCCGACACCAGACUGCUCGCCUCGGCCUCGUUCGAUAAAUCCAUCAAAAUCUGGGAUGGACGAACUGGGAAGUACUUGAUGUCCCUGCGGGGCCACGUUGGAUCUGUGUACCAGGUAGCGUGGUCGGCAGACAGCAGGCUGCUGGUCAGCGGCAGCAGCGACAGCACGCUCAAGGUGUGGGACGUUAAAACUGGGAAGCUCAACAUGGACCUUCCAGGUCACGCCGAUGAGGUUUAUGCUGUGGACUGGAGCCCUGAUGGACAGAGAGUGGCCAGUGGUGGGAAGGAUAAAUGUCUCAGGAUAUGGAGAAGAUAAGUCUCUGUUUCAACACGUUGACAGAAGAUACAUCCUGUGAUGCUUGGCCACCUGACAGGAGGGGGGUAAAGGGGGGCAGACAGAAUCUAACCCUCCUUCAGUCUUUUGGGUUGAGGAACUCCAGUCGGGUCACAAUACAAAGACUGAAACCCAAGAGAGAACGUACUUCCAGUGUAAGACUGACAGGGAUGGGAAUGUGACGCAUUCAUCCAGUCAGAUUACUGACAGAUUACAACCUGUACACAGAUUUAUCAGAAUAUAUGUAUUUAAAUAUGGACGUCUGACUAAAAAAGGUGUUUUCCCCCCUAAAACAUUUUAUAAAUACUCUG
Molecule: messenger RNA, 1867 nt
Organism: Nematolebias whitei (Rio pearlfish)
Lineage: Eukaryota; Metazoa; Chordata; Actinopteri; Cyprinodontiformes; Rivulidae
Gene: nle1
Product: notchless homolog 1 (Drosophila)
Exons: 13
Coding region: 102-1538 (478 amino acids)
Biological process (GO): Notch signaling pathway; ribosomal large subunit assembly
Cellular component (GO): nucleolus
Molecular function (GO): protein binding
Source: RefSeq, a predicted model, not a curated record